This is a messenger RNA of Spinacia oleracea (spinach), 2452 nucleotides long. RefSeq names its product protein SINE1. Bases 383 to 2290 code for a protein of 635 amino acids. The transcript is spliced from 3 exons. The record is from RefSeq and is a predicted model, not a curated record. Gene Ontology annotation, cellular component: microtubule. NCBI's taxonomy places the organism in Eukaryota, Viridiplantae, Streptophyta, Magnoliopsida, Caryophyllales, Amaranthaceae. Gene Ontology annotation, molecular function: microtubule binding.
CGUCACAAACACACAAUGCGCGCAUUUCAUCCCAAAAUUCAAACAAACCAAAUCUAAAAUCAUUAAUAAAAUCAAAAAAUUCUUUAAAAAUUGGAUCAUACAGUACAACAAUACUUAAAUGCUGUAAUAAUUACAAAAACCCUAAAAGAUACUUCGUAUUAAAACCCCAAUGUUUAUGCAUUACAGCUGCUUUCUCCACAUUUCUUGAUUUCUUUCCUUAUUUUGUUUCAUUCAUUUCUCUCUCUAAAGGGAAUAUCUUUCUUAAUCUCCCCCCUCUUUUUUUUCAAAUUAAAGAACUUCACCAUUUGAAUUUUUAAGUGAAUAAUUAAGGAGGACCCCUCUAUUUUUCAACACUAAGAAUCUGCAUUGACCCAGGUUACCAAUGGGUAGGAAUUUGAGUCCUGCAUUGCGUCAAGAAUUAGCGAAAUUGGAAAAAGAUGCAGACAGUAGGAGAUCUGCAAUGAAAGCACUGAAAUUGUUUGUGAAAGACAUGGAUUCGAAAGCAAUUCCGCUGUUUCUUGCUCAGGUUUCAGAGACGAAAGAUGCUGGUUCGUCUCCGGGGGAAUACACCAUUUCCAUCUAUGAAGUUCUUGCUAGAGUACACGGGCCUAACAUUGUGCCUCAACUUGAUAAUAUAAUGUCUUCUAUUAUUAAGACUUUGACUACUAGUGGAGGAUCAUUUCCUCUUCAGCAGGCAUGCUCUAAGGUGGUUCCUGCUAUUGCUAGGUAUGGGAUUGAGCCCACUACACCUGAAGACAAGAAAAGGCGGUUAAUCCAUUUGCUUUGCAAGCCUCUUACUGAUGCUUUAUUAGGUUCCCAAGAGAGUCUGUCUUGUGGUGCUGCCCUUUGUUUGAAAGCCCUUGUAGAUUGUGAUAAUUGGAGGUUUGCUUCAGAUGAAAUGGUGAAUGAAGUUUGCUUAAAGCUUGCUGGUGCUUUGGAAGAUAAGUCAACUCAGACAAAUUCUCAUAUGGGGUUGGUCAUGUCGUUAGCCAAGCGCAAUUGUCUUGUCGUUGAGGCUUAUGCUCGGUUGUUGAUAAGGGCUGGGUUGAAUAUCCUGAAUUGUGGCCUGGCUGAGAAUAAUUCACAGAAACGUCUAACAUCUAUUCAGAUGGUGCAUUCUUUGAUGAAGUGGUUGGAUAUCAGGAGUAUUAUUUCGGAGCUAGACUCCAUAAUUGAGGAGAUGGAGAACUGCCAAUCUGAUCAGAUGCCAUUUGUCAAGGGAGCUGCAUUUGAAGCAUUACAGACUGCUAAAAGAUUACUAGUAGAGAAAGGGUCAAAGAUAAGUUGUGACGAGGUUUCAAUGACUGGUUCCAACUUCAGUAAGAGUAGUAAUAGCCUUAGGAGACAGUUAUCAAGUCCUGGAAGUCAGUCACCUUUAUCUGUGUCACCUGAAUCACAAACCCUUGAUUCAUUUUCUGAGUCUUUCAUGGACUCACCAAUCUCUAUGAGUCAAGCUUCGUGCAAUGGGGAUCAUACUAGGAAAAGUCUCAAUAGGAAGCUCUGGAAUCCGAAAAACGGAUACGUUAAUGUAUCUCUAAAGGACGGGCUUUUCUCAGAAGUUGCGCGUGAAAGCUUCAGGUCUCAUGCAUCCUUAGAACAAGAUGAAGGUUCCGAUAGUAGGAGAAGUUAUGCUACUGGAUUUCCAGGGUUUAAUCCUGGAAGUCCAGCAAAUGGAUCACUGAGAAGCCGGCCUCAAAGUCCAUCAAAUGGGGCAUUCAGAAGGCGAGCUCAAACUCCAGCAAACAGAUUUCUGAGAAGCCGACCUCAAAGUCCAUCAAAUGGAGCAAUGAGAAGCCAAACUCCCAGUCCACAGAAGACACGUUCUCAGAUAAAUCUCGAUAGUGUUAAGAUUUUUACUACUCCGAGGAAGCUUGUUCGCUCCCUUCAGGAUGAUGAUGAGAACUCGGUCUACUUUGACAAUCAAUCAAGAAGACAAUAUUCAGCCAAAUAUGAAUGGAGCCCUGUGAUCAAGUACAACCAAGAUGGCUGUUUAAAUAAGCAUAUGCCUCAAGAUGGCACUGGCUAUGUAACAGAUGGAUGUGAAAAUCCUCAAUGUGAUUCUAACUCAGAAUCAGUCUCAUCAACUGAAGAUGUUUUGGGCAUCGCUAAUGGUGAUGUCUCUCUCAAAAUGUUCCAUAAAGAUCAAAGUACAACUGAGAAGAUAGUGAAAAUUUCUGGGCGGAAGAUUUCCACUUUGUUGUCGUUCAUCUUACUGGUGCUUUCUGUAGGUUUUGCAUCAGUUUUGUUCCUAGGUGAGCAGGAUGAAAUUCUUAACAUGGUUCCAACUUAGCUUCUUUUUUUUUAUUCGAUUUUAGCAUAAUUAGUUGUCAUGGAGAAUCAACAUUUUCAGCAAAAGAGACCUACCAUGUAUUAGUCUGUUAAGAUGUAUUGUAUCUGUACAAAUGACUAUUUGUUUCACUUUCUAAAACUUCAAGUAGAUCUCUUUUGGGAA